Malus domestica (apple) is the source of this 1850-nucleotide messenger RNA. Its product is annotated as adenylyl-sulfate kinase 1, chloroplastic. The record is from RefSeq and is a predicted model, not a curated record. NCBI's taxonomy places the organism in Eukaryota, Viridiplantae, Streptophyta, Magnoliopsida, Rosales, Rosaceae. Gene Ontology annotation, biological process: sulfate assimilation. Gene Ontology annotation, molecular function: adenylylsulfate kinase activity; ATP binding.
UUCCGUUCGGUUUAUCCCUACUGGAUUCUGAAAAUCUCCCUCUCCUCUGCAAAUCUACAAGUAGCAGAGAGAAGGAAGAAGAGAGAGAGGAGGCGAGAAAGAAAUGGAAGCAGAGCCAUUGAUUGUUGUCUCAAGAAAACGUAUUCAAUCGACCAACCACCUCCUCUCGCGCCGCAACCAGUAACCUCGCUCUCCAUGUCUGCCUUCCACGUCUCUCUAAUUUUGCAAAACCACUAAAAUUAAAAUUAUAUUAAAACCCGAAUUGUUCCCUAAUUGAUCCAUUGAUUGUGAUCUCUCGCAUUUUCUUGGUAAUUGAUGAGUUUGGUGAAGUUAUUGAAACCGUCGAUUUGUGGCCCCCCGCGGGACAUUGAAUCUGGACCGUUGGUGGCGGUGGCGCCGUCGUUGUCGGCGGCGAAGCUGGGGGUUUCGAAGAUGAAAAAGGCCGGCGCUGCGAUUGGAUCCAGGCUUUUGCGCCCCAUUAAGGCAAUGGAGGAUCCGACAGUUUCUUUGAGGAAUGAUUACCCCGCCAUUUCUGGUAGAAAUUUGCACCAGAUGUCAACAAUGGAUAACUCGGCAAACAUUGUGUGGCAUAAGUGCUCGGUGGAGAAACUUGAUAGGCAACAAUUGCUUAAGCAGAAAGGCUGUGUCAUAUGGAUUACUGGUCUAAGUGGUUCAGGAAAAAGCACUGUGGCAUGUGCUUUGAGUCAAGGCCUGCACAUGAGAGGAAAGCUCACCUACAUCCUUGAUGGUGACAAUGUUCGUCAUGGUCUAAAUCGUGAUCUUAGUUUCAAAGCAGAAGAUCGUGCAGAAAACAUACGAAGAAUUGCCGAGGUAGCUAAGCUCUUUGCGGAUGCUGGCAUCAUUUGUAUUGCUAGCUUAAUAUCUCCCUACAGAAAGGACCGAGAUGCCUGCCGUGCACUAUUUCCCGAAGGAGAUUUUAUUGAGGUGUACAUGGAUGUGCCACUGCAUGUGUGUGAGAAUAGGGACCCAAAGGGACUCUACAAGCUUGCACGAGCUGGAAAAAUUAAAAGCUUUACAGGGGUUGAUGAUCCAUAUGAGCCACCAUUAAAGUGCGAGAUUCAGAAUAGUUGAACGAUCCAAAUGAAAGUGCGCCGAGGUGUAAAAAUUUGGUCUUGACUGGCACCAUUUCACUAGACAGCACCUCGCUAAACUUCUAUUAAUACUGGACCAGGAAACAAUGAAAUCAAGCUUGUAAUUUUCCCUAUGUCGUUCAUGUCCUGUAUUUCCUUGUUUUCAGUUUACUGUUUUCUUAGUUUUUAUUGGUCCGAUGUUUAUAUCUAAAACUGGAGUCCAAGUUAUUGAUUUGCAGAUAGUAUUGCAGCAGAAGGGUGGGGAUUGUGUCUCCCCAGGCGAGAUGGCUGAAACCGUGAUAUCAUAUUUGGAGGAGAAAGGGUAUCUGCAGGCAUGAUAGAAGAAAGGGGCUGUCGAAUUCAUUGGUUGGUACCGCUGCUGCCUUUUCCUGCAACAUAACAUCCUGCAAAGAACAUUAGUUUUAGCAAUGAUUAAUUUAAGCGAAGACAGAAGUUAUUUUCUCGUUCCCUGCAGCUAGGAAAUUGUUCGUUUCCUGCAUAAUCAAGUUCCUUCCAUCGAGUUAAUUAAUCAAUCGAUUAAUUAACUUAUUUGUUUGAAAGCUGCCUUGCGCAACGUGGCUUUCGAUCAUUCAACUAGUAAUAAAGGAGUGGAACCAGGGAAGGAGUUUCAUGUUUUCAUUGUGUCAUCGUGUAAUGAAAUUGGACGUGUAGAAUGGUUUUCGUGUUUGGAAGAAAUUUUUUUUUUAUGCUGAGGUGUAUACCAGCUGAGAUAUAAACAGAAUUAUCUUUGCAGUUCAA